UCCAAUUUUGGUCGUAUGGGUCGGGUGUAUCCGCCAAGCCAGAAGCAGCGAAGAGUGGCUUGGGCAGAAGAAGGAGAAGACGAAGCAGGCAGAGAGCCCACUACACACCACAACCUCCAUCACAUACAACCACACACUCCAAUUUUCAUCCUCACAAAUAAACCCCACUUUUUCAACAACUCGAAAAUAAAUAUGCCGAGAGCAAAGGGAGAUACGAGACCAAGGGGACGCAUGACGGCGUAUGCUUUCUUUGUCCAGACUGCUCGAGAAGAGCAAAAGCGACUUCAUCCGGGAGGUUCUGUGGUAUUCGCCGAUUUUUCAAGGAAUUGCGCUGGACGCUGGAACUCUUUGUCCGAGGAGGAGAAACGACCCUACAAGUUAAUGGCUGAGCGAGACAAGAACCGAUUUGAAGCCGAGAUGAAACAAUUUCCAGGGGAGAAGCAGCGUCGGGGAGGAAAGAGGAAGCGUCGCUCCAAGGACCCCAACGCACCAAAGCGAUCUCUCUCCGCCUUCUUCUGGUUUUGCAACGACGAACGGCAGAAGGUGAAGGGAAUGAACCCAGAGUACGGAAUUGGUGAUGUUGCCAAAGAGUUGGGACGAUUAUGGGCACUGGCAGCACCUGAAACCAAGCAAAAGUACCAAGCCAUGUCUGACAAGGACAAGGCCCGGUACGAGAGAGAGAUGCACCUUUACAAGAGCAACCCCGCCCCUGCAGCAGCCCACGACGAUGAUGAAGAGGAAGAGAGCGACGACGAGUAUUAAGCAGCAUCUUAUUACUAACGCCUCCCACCCCCCUCGUUCUUCUUUACCCUCCUCUCAUCAUCGUCAACUUAGUUGUUAUUGUUAUAUUAUUCAUUGAUCCAUCUCAUUAUCCAACCUUUUUAUCCUUUAUUUUUGCAAAUGAAAGCGAAAGCUUUGUUUGAGUGAGAGGUGUAAGUUUCAGUAAAAAGUACUCAUUCAUCAUCAAUGAAUGACUUGUUUGUUAUUUAAUUGUUACAGUCUUAAGUAAUUCAGUGCAGUUGACAGUGCAAAGUUUAAAAAACCAACGGCUAGGUUAAAAUUUAAGAAAAUGUGGCUGGCAAGCUGCAUUAGCAGAGUAGUUUGAGUAUAAUCAGUGUAUGUUAAAUAAUAAUAAUAUUAUACAAGCUCCCAGUAAUUUUUUUUCUUCGUUCGUCGAUGACAACAAGGUGACCAGAAGACCUUUCGUUGAUGAUGAGGCGUAUGCAUGACGUGUGUCGCUUUGUGUUGUUAUUCAUGGUGACGAUCUAUUAUUGGCAGGCAGAUUAGCAGAUAGUGUGUACACGUAUUGUAAUUCUUAGUUUUACUGUAAUAAUAAUUAAUAUUAAAUGUAUCAUUGUUGUUUUUGAUUAUUAUUGUUAUUAAUAUAAUUACUUACUGUUCCAAUAAUUCGUUUUAUGUUGUUAACUUGUUUUUUUGUACGGUUGCUUUACAUUAUUACUACACCUACCUCUUCUAUGUACCACACAUUACAUAAUCCAUGAUCCAUCACACACAUAGCUACUGAUGAUGUAGACCGCACAUCUUGUUAAUGAGUCCAGUAGGAAAAGCUAACUUUUGUGGAGAAUUGAAAAUGAUGAAAUUACUUGUAACUUACAAAUCCAUACACACAUCGUCAAAUGUGAAUAAAUAUUAUUAUACUAACUUUUUUGUAGUUAGUACUAUUACUUAUUAAAUUGAAUGAGAACAAAAACCAAACCAAAAUCCGCUUUUCUACUUUGGAUUUUGGUAUGAAAGUAACUAUUAAGAUUUGAAAAAUAAAGUGAAUGUUAGGUUAAAAUUUGAAACCCUCCUCCUUCCAUAAAUAAAUGUUUUAAUUGAAUUAAGCCACCA
Folsomia candida is the source of this 1851-nucleotide messenger RNA. RefSeq names its product high mobility group protein DSP1. Gene Ontology annotation, biological process: regulation of transcription by RNA polymerase II. Bases 16 to 762 code for a protein of 248 amino acids. Gene Ontology annotation, molecular function: DNA binding, bending. The transcript is spliced from 4 exons. The record is from RefSeq and is a predicted model, not a curated record. Lineage: Eukaryota; Metazoa; Arthropoda; Collembola; Entomobryomorpha; Isotomidae.